This is a messenger RNA of Ochotona princeps (American pika), 454 nucleotides long. It is a transcript of the gene LAMTOR5, whose product is annotated as late endosomal/lysosomal adaptor, MAPK and MTOR activator 5. Bases 118 to 393 code for a protein of 91 amino acids. The record is from RefSeq and is a predicted model, not a curated record. Gene Ontology annotation, biological process: positive regulation of TORC1 signaling; cellular response to amino acid stimulus. Lineage: Eukaryota; Metazoa; Chordata; Mammalia; Lagomorpha; Ochotonidae. Gene Ontology annotation, molecular function: guanyl-nucleotide exchange factor activity. Gene Ontology annotation, cellular component: Ragulator complex; cytoplasm; lysosome. The transcript is spliced from 4 exons.
CGUGGUGCUGUGGUGAAGUUUGUCCCGUCCGAGGCGCCGUCCGGACUCGCGUCACGUGACCGGGGCGCGCCGCGGUUCGGGGCAGGACGGGUUCCGGGGUUCUGAGCUGGGGAGGGGAUGGAGGCGACCUUGGAGCAGCACCUGGAGGACACAAUGAAGAAUCCAUCCAUUGUCGGAGUCCUGUGCACAGACUCACAAGGACUUAAUCUGGGCUGCCGUGGGACGCUGUCAGAUGAGCAUGCUGGAGUGAUAUCUGUUCUAGCCCAGCAAGCAGCUAAGCUUACCUCUGACCCCACAGACAUUCCUGUGGUGUGUCUAGAAUCAGAUAACGGGAACAUUAUGAUCCAGAAACAUGAUGGCAUUACAGUGGCAGUGCACAAAAUGGCCUCCUGACUCUGCUCGGCUCUCCGCACCUAUCACAGGAACUUGGUCCUGGUGUUACAAAAGAGUAAAG